AAGUACUCGAAAAAUUAUUAGAUUCCUUCGUUUCUGUUCCUUCCUGCAUACCUACCUCAGUACUUAUCGCUAGUCUAAACAAUUUAGAUAAGUAAAUGUCUAGAUUACUUUUUAUAUUAGAUUGCUUUUAAUUGGAAGCGUGUCGCCCUUUUAGUUUAAUUAGAUUUUUUUGUUUUCGGAGAAACGUAGACAAGGUCUUUCGAAACGUGUGCAGGUACUAUUACGUACCACCUAUUAAAUUGUAUUAUCAAAACGAACGAGAGAUAACUCGGAUGCUAGGUUGCUAUACACGAAAGUUGGUUCUAUACUUAUAUGAAAUCAGUCCGUGCAAAAAUCGAGAUAGAACGAAUGAGCGUCUUUUGGAAAGAGUGUCAAGCUUAUGAAAGGGUGUUCGGUGUGGGUGACCGAGGGUUGAAGGGCGGUGUGCGCUGCCGAGGGUUAGUUAGGGGCGAGAGGCGUGGCUUGGCGGAAUCCCCACUACGAGUUUUGUUUUCGUACAACCUUGCCCGGAAAUGUGGUGGCUUGAAUCAUCAUUGUUCUUGUCAAGAUAAUGUUGGUAUAACAUUUAUAGAAUACAGAAGCUUUGGCGCCAGUGACCGUGUUGGGAGUGGUGAUGGUGAAUCGGAGACAUUUUUUUACGGAUUUACAUGACCAGUGCUUGUGUGUAAGAAAACUAAUUUAAGAAAUGUCAACGUGAAAGAACAAUGAGUUGCACAAUAAACGCGAAACAAGGUAAAAUAACAGCAGAUAAAGUAAGCGCAAUCCAAAUAAAUUAAGUAAAAUCUAAGAGAUAACGUUCCACCUACAUCGAAUCACGUAAUAUGCAAAAUAAAUAAAUAAGAUGAUAAAGAUCUGCUCUUCUUUCACAACGAUUCUCGUUCGUUAGUAGAAAAAUCGCAACGAUAUAUCUAUGCUAAUGAUGUACAAUGGCAAUCGCCUGUUGGCGUCUUGCACCAAUAACAACAACAACAUCAACAAAAACAACCACCAGCCGCUCGUAGAAGAGAAAUAUUCCAGCAGCGAAACGCCGCUCGAUCUUCGUGGACCGACGACCACUUCAGAACUCGAAGAGCCGAAAGAUUCCAUCAUCGGCAGCAAGUCGUCGGGAAAGAAAGCCCAAAACUUAAUAAAACCACCCUACUCCUAUAUCGCCCUCAUUACCAUGGCGAUCUUGCAGUCGCCCCAGAAGAAACUCACGCUUAGUGGCAUUUGCGAAUUCAUCAUGUCUCGUUUUCAAUACUACAGGGAGAAGUUCCCGGCGUGGCAAAACUCCAUCAGGCAUAAUCUUUCGUUGAACGACUGCUUCAUCAAGAUUCCAAGAGAGCCGGGCAAUCCCGGCAAGGGAAAUUACUGGACGCUAGAUCCACUCGCCGAAGAUAUGUUCGACAACGGAAGCUUCUUGCGAAGACGGAAGCGUUACAAGAGACCCUCGCCGGCGGCUUUGAUGCUCCGCGAUCACCACAACAGUGCCAUGGUGGCUUCAUUUCUAAAUCAAGAAAAUUAUCAGCACGGGUUGUUUCCCCAUCCGGGUCUUCAUGCGAGUCCCUAUCCGUACAUUCCUGCGAUUCCCAGUGGAAUGCCGCUACUGCCUCCGAUGAACUUGUCGCGGUUGAACAUGACCCAUCUGGGUCUCCUACCUCAGCCUAAUACAAUUUGUAAACCUGUACCGGUAACUCCCACUAGUGUUCAGCACACCCUCAACGAUACCGAAGAAUAUUUCGCCAGUGAAAUAUACAAAAAAGCGAAAAAUGUCUUUUCCAUAGAUGCAAUAAUUGGUAACGAAGACGAUUCGCAAAGUAAACCGUUGCCGUUGGUAAAAGGUCGCGGAGAUAUCGGCGUUGAGGUGACGAAGCCGAAAGUUUUACCUCCCCAUAGUCAAGUGUCCGCGUUCGCUCCACUUGUCCCCCCGACGGAGGAAUGGACCAGGUGAAAUUGGUUUCUUUAAAACACUGUUAGUGACUUUUUGUGAUUUACGAAUAAAAUGAUGUAUGUAUGUAUGUAUAUUGAAGUCUAAUACAAAACAGAACGAUUUAUUUUUAACAAAAUGAGAAAAGGUAAAGGAAUCAAUUAGUAUGCUUGCCUUGGAUUUCGUUGACAUUUUAGUAUGUUGAGCGGUCCGUCACUAUAAUCUGAACUUUAUGAUCCUAAACAAUCAAACAAAAAAGCAUCCUUUUCGAUUAUAGUUUUGUUUUGGUAGAAAAAGACAACACAAACGAAGUGAACCGUACAAUUCUUUUGUCAAGUUAUGCUGGAUUAGACUUUAUGAUCCUAAACAAUCAGAUAAAAGCAUCCUGUUCUUUUAUAGUUUUGUUUUGAUAGAAAAAGACAACACAAACGAAGUGAACCGUACAAUUCUUUUGUCAAGUUAUGCUGGAUUAGGGUUGGUUCAACUUUCCUUAUGUAUUUCUUUUUGCGAAAUUGGAUGACGUGAGUAUGUAGGUGUGCUAAUCGAGAACUUUACCCAAAAAAAGAAGGCUGACAUAAGUACUUACCUACUGUAAUACCUAAACAGAUACGAUUUCGAACGAUUCGCACUAUUACUGCGCUUUAUCAUUGAUUCAUGCGAAGGUAUUACCUACCUAAUAUACAUAACGACAUUGUAUUUACUAAUUAAGAAUAAUAAUGCGUACUUUUUGAAUGGUUUUAAUUUAUUUGUGAUUUUAUUUUAAUAUAAAACUUUAUGGUAUCUAUAUUAUUAUCGUACUUAUAAUGAUAAUUAGACAAAUGCAUAGUUUAAAUAAUAUAGAAGAAGAAGGUACAUGCCUACUUGUAACUAACUAAUGAAUUGUUUUAUUGUUCGUCCAAAGAUAUUUAUUUGUUCUUUUUUAUUUUAAUAAAACUUAUUUCGAGUACCUACUUGGUGUAUUGUAUAAUUAUUAUUGUUAGUAGAUAUAUAGGGACGCUUAUCUAUUUAACUAAUCAAACUGCUUAAAAAUCAGACCGCAUAAAAAAUUAAUUGCGCAAGCAAUUUAUCUACAAUCUAGAAUCAAUU
Agrilus planipennis (emerald ash borer) is the source of this 2992-nucleotide messenger RNA. RefSeq names its product forkhead box protein D3-like. Gene Ontology annotation, molecular function: DNA-binding transcription factor activity, RNA polymerase II-specific; RNA polymerase II cis-regulatory region sequence-specific DNA binding. The transcript has a single exon. Bases 911 to 1930 code for a protein of 339 amino acids. The record is from RefSeq and is a predicted model, not a curated record. Gene Ontology annotation, biological process: regulation of transcription by RNA polymerase II; cell differentiation; anatomical structure morphogenesis. NCBI's taxonomy places the organism in Eukaryota, Metazoa, Arthropoda, Insecta, Coleoptera, Buprestidae.